ACGCAACAGUACACGAUACCAUACACUUUACGCUUCCGGAAGACCUUGUGGUUGGCCGGUGCCUUACAGUCCCAUGCAGCAGUACCUGGUUUUGAUUAUAUUUACCGGUAUGUACCAGAUGUAUACAAUACAUAUCUUGUAUGAUACGCUGUUAUUACACCACGCUCAAGCCACAUCCCCUGAUGGGGGCUGGUGCAAGUUCCUACAACAGCACAUGAUUGGUUUAUGGUGUCCCCACAAUUACAAUUCAACACUUGUUCAAUUCAGCGAACAUACUCUGGAGUACUCACCGUGCACAGUAUGAAGUGUAGAGAAUAGAACCAGAGUGAGGAUUGUGCCUGCAUUGUAUUUUAAGGUAU
Molecule: messenger RNA, 359 nt
Organism: Aspergillus ruber CBS 135680
Lineage: Eukaryota; Fungi; Ascomycota; Eurotiomycetes; Eurotiales; Aspergillaceae
Exons: 1
Coding region: 74-304 (76 amino acids)
Source: RefSeq, a predicted model, not a curated record